AUGUUGCAGCGAAUGCUGGCACAUAUUUGGCUGGUUCUGGCCCUCAGCCUCCUCGGUCCAGUGCUGGGGUUGACGCCUCUUUCAGACGAAAGUCUGCGAAACAUACCCAUUGCCGGGUCAGAUUUUGACAUCAAGACUGGCAGUAUACUGGCUCCGAUUCUGAUUCCUCGAGUUCCUGGCACACCAGGUUCGAGACAGGUUCAGCAGCAUUUUGUCGACUGGUUCGCAACGCAUUUGCCAAAGUGGUCAAUCACUUACCAAAACUCGACCGGAAAGACACCUGCUACAGGCGACAAGCAGGUGCCGUUUGUGAAUAUCAUCAUUACACGCGAUCCACCAUGGGCGAAACCUGGGGAUGUGGGGAGGUUAGCAUUGGUUGCCCAUUAUGACAGCAAACUCGACCCUCCCGGAUUCAUUGGCGCCAUUGAUAGUGCUGCGCCAUGUGCGAUGAUUAUGCAUGCUGCGAGAAGUGUCGACGAGGCCUUGACGAAGAAGUGGGCAGCGAUGGAGGCAGAGGGAAGUCAUGGACUGGAGGAAGAGAAGGGACUACAGAUUUUGCUUUUGGAUGGAGAAGAAGCAUUUGUGAGCUGGUCGGAUACAGACUCACUUUAUGGUGCAAGAUCGCUGGCCGACGCCUGGGAGUACGAGUUCCACCCCGCCUUGUCUACAUAUCAAAAUCCGUUAGACUCGAUCAGUCUUUUUGUGCUGCUCGAUUUGCUGGGAUCUGCAAGACCUAAAGUCCCUUCAUAUUUCAAGACGACGCACUGGGCGUAUCAGCAUAUGGCGUUGAUUGAGAGUCGCAUGCGAACGAUGGGGCUGCUUGCAUCAGCGUCUGAUGCAGAUCAUCCUUUCUUACCAGAAUACGACAAGGGACCAAAUGCAUUUCAUAGCACAUUUGGCAUACAGGAUGACCAUCUGCCAUUUAUGGCUCGUGGAGUUGAAAUUUUACACAUUAUACCCUCGCCAUUCCCUCAGGUUUGGCAUACCUCGAAUGAUGACGGAGAACAUUUGGAUAUGGCAACGGUCGAAGAUUGGGCCAGAAUUCUGACGGCUUUUGUAAGUGAAUGGAUGGAACUCGAUGAACAUUUGGAUCAGACAAUUGGGCCUGGGAAAGCUAAGAGGUCUGUUCCAACGUCGAAAUCAGAGUUGUGA
Messenger RNA from Glarea lozoyensis ATCC 20868, 1152 nucleotides. Its product is annotated as Zn-dependent exopeptidase. Lineage: Eukaryota; Fungi; Ascomycota; Leotiomycetes; Helotiales; Helotiaceae. The record is from RefSeq and is a predicted model, not a curated record. The coding region runs from base 1 to 1152 and encodes 383 amino acids. Gene Ontology annotation, molecular function: zinc ion binding; glutaminyl-peptide cyclotransferase activity. The transcript is spliced from 2 exons.